AUGCGGAACCGGCUAAGCCUCCAAGCCUGGGUUGAGUCUAUUCAGACAGCUGCCCAGGCUGAUGAUGAGGAGUGGCGGCGAAGGCUCGCCGAGAUGGGAAAUACUUUCGUCCAGGACACUCUAUCGCGGAACGGAUAUGAUGAAGGGAAGUGCCGCAACGUACUUGUCAGAUACUGUGCACACAUACCCCGGAACUAUCAAUACCGGGACGGUGUUCAACUUGUGUUUCUGGUCCUGCGCGAACACCUCGGAGACGAGAAUCUGGAUUUAGCUGGAGGCGUGCUAUACGAGUUGAUCGAAAUUGACUGCCAAUAUUCCGACGACCCGGGUGCUGAGUUUCAACGCUGGAAACAUGAUCAUCUUAAUCGACAUGCUUUCAGACUAUUACCCAUCGACAAGGAAACGGAGAAGAGCAACUUGGACAACAAUCCCGAUGACGACAACAUUUAUGCGAAUAGUUGGCUCACCAACAUGUUCGGACUGGAAACCGUCCUGUCUUUUCGCGCAUCUCCCAAUCCGAAGCCUGUGCCUCUGCCUGAAGGCUGCGUGACGCCGCAUGCAAUUUUCGCUAGGAAGUUUUCCUUGAUAGCCGAUAGCCAACCUCUACCGCUGUCGCUGUCUCACGAGAUGAUGCCUACGGCGGACAUCAAGGCCAGGAAGCUGUUGGCGGAUGCUGCCGUACAGGGGCUGAUGAGCCCUUCCUAG
Messenger RNA from Colletotrichum orchidophilum, 705 nucleotides. RefSeq lists its product as uncharacterized. The coding region runs from base 1 to 705 and encodes 234 amino acids. The record is from RefSeq and is a predicted model, not a curated record. Lineage: Eukaryota; Fungi; Ascomycota; Sordariomycetes; Glomerellales; Glomerellaceae. The transcript has 6 exons.